AUGGACGCAAAGCAACACGGCAGCGUGAAGUGGUUUAACAGCAACAAGGGCUUCGGCUACAUCGCACAAGAUCACGGCGGCGACGAUGUCCGUUUCCACUUCUCGGUGAUCCAGGGCGGCGGUCCUCAAGGCCUGGAUGAGGACCAGAGGGUCUCCUAUCAUGUUAGAAAUGGGCCAAAAGGCCUGAUGGCUACAGAGGUCGUUCCCCUGGGACCGUCUGACGAGCUGGGAGAUACGGAUCAUGCAUGUUACUUGACACCGUGCUCAAGCCUCCGAAUCAGGAUACCUCCCCAGCUUAAACAACCGCUUCGCAUUCUCCCUGCCCACCAUGCUAUACCCGUCCCUCCCCAAAGCCUCCGUCAAGGCCUCCUCAUCGCCAUCAAACCAGCCCGCCCCCAUCGGAAUCGUCUCAUACGGCGUAUCAACACUAAACAUGAUCCUCUCAGGGCCCAGAUAACUCGCAACAUACCGAACCGUAGCCGUCGAGAAGUGCCCACUCGUCGUCACCCAGAUAUUCUUCUUAAAGUAAUAAUAAAUGUCCCGCUGACACAUGACAUCCCCGUUCUUCCUCGCAAGCGGACGCUCCACAUCCUGCAGCCAGUGAUUGAUCCGCCAAAAGUCAAACGGGACAUGCUCGCCCAGAUGGCCAACAAUCACCUUCAGCCCAGGGAACCGAUCAAACACCCCGUUCGUGACCAGGCCCAGCAAAUGCAGCGACACGUCGUUCGCAAAGCUCAGCGGCGGCCCGACCAGGUACUUCCGCUGUGCGUACAUCUGCGCCUGGUACCGGCCGCUCGGGGCAGACGGGUGCAGGUACACGGGGACAUCGAGCUCCACGCACUUCGCCCAGAAGGGAUCGUACCGCGGCUGGUCGUAGAAGAGGUAUGUUUCGCCGGAGGCGCCAGCGUGCUGGUAGUUGUUCAGCAGGGCGCCGUGGAAGCCGAGACGCGUGACGCAGCGCUCGAGUUCGUCGGCGGCCUGGGACGGGUCGUGCAUGCUCAGCGCGGCGAAUGCGCCGACGCGAUCGCGGUGGUGUCUGAUCUCGGCUGCGAUCUAGUCGUUUACUUCUUUCGCGCGGGACUCCGCGGCUGCUUGCGAGGGGAUCCCUUGGAUGCCCGGCACGGUGUGCGAGUAGAUGGUGUAUCCGAUGCCGUGGGCUGUGGCUUGCUGCAGGCGCUCGCCCAGUGGGUUCUUGAUGUGGUCGAGGUAGCGGUUCAGGUCGUCGGGGGCGAUGAAGAGGGCGGCUUGGUCGCGGCUGGAGUCCGCUUGGCUGGGGAGCUCGAAGGCUUCUUCGAAGUUGACUUUGCCGCGCAUGCUGAGGGUGUGAUGCUAUUACUCUUGACUCGGGGAUGCUCUAUUCAGCGAAGAGAUCCUGUAUUCAUGGGUUGA
Aspergillus mulundensis is the source of this 1389-nucleotide messenger RNA. RefSeq lists its product as uncharacterized. The record is from RefSeq and is a predicted model, not a curated record. The transcript has 3 exons. Bases 1 to 1389 code for a protein of 462 amino acids. NCBI's taxonomy places the organism in Eukaryota, Fungi, Ascomycota, Eurotiomycetes, Eurotiales, Aspergillaceae. Gene Ontology annotation, molecular function: nucleic acid binding.